AUGUAUCGAGAAUCAGAUGUAUUUGUUUCGCAGGAGUCAUUAGAAGCACAACGGAGGAUAGCCCAGCGUCGUGUGUUUAUCAUAACUCUAGUUGUUUUUAGUGUCGUUGCAGGAGGAUCAUUUGCAUGUGUCUUUUUUGGCAUUUCUGAGAUUGUAAAUAAAGACAGAACACUUAUGAAUGAUGGUCUUGGUGAAGUGAUGACAGUUCUCGGUAUUUUCUUUACUAUACCAUGUAUUUUCUGUAUUGUAGCUCUUGCAAUGUUAGCGUUAAAUUUUUCAUGUUGUCGUACCAUUCCCUCUUUUAGUAAAUUUAUUGUUCUUGCUCUUAUUAUUAUUUCCUUCGUUGCGCAACAGGUAUUAACGGACGUAUAUAUUUUUUCCAUUAUUGGCCUUUACGCUUUGUCAGUUGUUGUUCUUGAUGUAUGUGUGCUUCUAUGUCAUGCAUAUUACCGAUUUCAUCGUUUUUAUCUUCCAACUAUCUUAACAAUAUUGCUUGUUGCUGGAAAGAUCUCUGUCAUUUGUUUUUACGCGAACCUGAUACGUUUGGAUAGUCAUCUAGGUCCUAUUGGUAUUCGUGCAGUGCUAUUCUUAACAAUACCUAUUGUUCAACUUCCUCUUUACAUUACUAUACCACGGGAUGUAAACAUGAUGGAAAAUCCUUCUUCAUAUCAAGAGACUAUCGUGGAGAAUUUCAACAAUAAUUUUAACCUAUUUCUUCUUCAUUUGUUAAACUCUCUGGAUGUUAUUUCAAUGUAUGGUUCUUUUGUAGUUCAAGAACCGGAAGGGAAAAAAUUCAUACCAACGCCAGAACCUUUCCGUAUUCUUAUUAUUAUUAUCGUCUGUAUCGCAUAUGUUGGAAACAACGUUGCUGUAAUACAUCUCUUCUUUAAACGUGAUGGAGUUGAACAUGCUGAAUUGAGAUGCUUACCUAGAAAUUUACGUGACGCGACUAAUCAGUGGAGUAGCACUGAUAUUAGUGGAAGCCAUAAACGUCGAAUUCUUCAGUAUAUACUAUUUCUUCUUGUUGUAUGCGAUAUUCCUCUUUUGGCUGUACGCAUACAGCUUUGGUGGAAGGGAUAUCAAAUGUUAAGCGUCUUUGUGACAAAGAAUAUCAAGUCUAUUCUUGAUGUUAUUAUGGUUCUACUACGAGUGGGACACUCUGGUGGAUACGACGAGCGUAGUAGGUACUUGCUUCCCGAAAAUAGUUAA
Messenger RNA from Trypanosoma theileri, 1209 nucleotides. RefSeq lists its product as uncharacterized. The transcript has a single exon. Lineage: Eukaryota; Euglenozoa; Kinetoplastea; Trypanosomatida; Trypanosomatidae. The record is from RefSeq and is a predicted model, not a curated record. Bases 1 to 1209 code for a protein of 402 amino acids.